Messenger RNA from Engraulis encrasicolus (European anchovy), 3176 nucleotides. It is a transcript of the gene trmt6, whose product is annotated as tRNA methyltransferase 6 non-catalytic subunit. The record is from RefSeq and is a predicted model, not a curated record. Gene Ontology annotation, cellular component: nucleus; tRNA (m1A) methyltransferase complex. Bases 201 to 1655 code for a protein of 484 amino acids. Gene Ontology annotation, biological process: tRNA methylation. Lineage: Eukaryota; Metazoa; Chordata; Actinopteri; Clupeiformes; Engraulidae. The transcript has 11 exons.
AUUCAGAAUUUGAUUGGUGCUGUCUAUUUGCUAAGGAAACACCGGUGUGGCUACACGUGGGGAUGGUUUGGACCAAGUGAUAUCGGUUGUCGAGUCAUACAUUAAGAUAUUUUGCAUAGUUGUAGACAAGCCUGCGAUAAUUAAUACAUUAGCGUAAUCAAAUCGGAACCCUAACCAAAUUGAUUGUCCGACUGUUUCCUAUGGCGGACAACGGAGACGACGUGGAUGCUGAAUACAGGAUUCGUGAUGGUGAUUACAUUGUGCUGAAGCGAGGCGAAGUUUAUAAAGCAGCACAAAUCCAGAAGAAAAGAAAAGUCAUCUUUGAAAAGCAGUGGUUCUUUCUCGACAACGUCGUGGGAGAACUGUACGGGACAAUAUUCGAAAUUCAGGCUGGUGGAAUACUCAAACCACACGCUCCAAAACCGAUUCCCAGUGCUGAAGACAACGAAUCUAAGGAGGCAGGAGCCGACAACAGGAAUAUUGUAGACGAUGGCAAAUCCCAGAAACUCACAAGGGAUGACAUUGAGAUGUUGAAGGAGCAGGGUCUGAAAGGCCAGGAGAUUGUACAGCAGCUGAUCGACAACAGCACAACAUUCAAGGACAAGACAGAGUUUGCCCAAGACAAGUACAUCAAGAAGAAAAAGAAAAAGUAUGACAACAACUUGACUGUCCUAAAACCAUGCACAAGGAUACUGGCCAUGAUGUACCAUGGCAGAGAGCCUGGCAAAAUCUGUCACCUGCGUCACGACACCUUGGCCCAGAUGCUGACGCAGGGCAACAUCCACGCGGGCAGCAAGGUGCUGGUGUUUGAGACCUGCGCUGGGCUGGUGCUGGGAGCCAUCAUGGAGAGGAUGGGAGGCUAUGGCUCCGUGGUGCAGUUCUACCCUGGCGGCGGCCCUGCCCGUGCCGGCAUGGAGAACUUCGGCUUCCCCCCUCACUUCCACGAGACGCUGCACGAUUUCCCCCUCUGCAAGGUGAACGCUCUGCUGGCCGGCAGGCUGGGGGCCGAGUCGGGGCCCGAGGCCUCGGGUGAGCCCCAGGAAGAGCUCCAGGACGGGGCAGACGGAGAGGAAGAGGCCCCCGAGGAGAGCCGGCAGAUGGAGGUCAGCACAGAGGGCGAUGGAGAAGACGCCGCAGAGAAGGAGAGGAAAGAGAAGAACAGAGAGAAAAAGGUUCAAGAGAGGAAGGUGAAGAUGGAGGAGAAGAGGAAGAAGCUUGUUGCCACGGCAGCACUGCUAGAGGGGAGAGAUGCAGAUGGGCUGGUGAUAGCGAGUCGUUUCCACCCGACUCCUGUGCUGCUGGGCCUCCUGAAGUUCCUGGCCCCCUCCAGGCCCUUUGUGGUCUACUGCCAGUACAGAGAGCCUCUGAUCGAAUGUUACACGAAGCUCAGGGAACAAGGCGGUGCCAUCAGCCUGCGAUUGACUGACAGCUGGCUCAGACACUACCAGGUGCUGCCUAACCGGACCCACCCUGUGCUCCUCAUGAGCGGGGGAGGGGGCUACCUCCUUACUGGCAUGACCGUCGCCACGGAGACCGAUGCAAGGCCGGUCAAGACUGCAACGCAGGCCAAAGACGCGGAGCCGGAGCCGGCCUCCAAGAGGAUCCGCUUGGAGGAAGUGGACGCCGGCACCGUUAACAAGAGUGAUGCACAGUAGCUUCAUUCCCAAUGGACAGAUCAAUGCUCAUAUGGACCCAACAGUAGAUGUGGCAUUCAGCCUUUUGACAUUACAUGUGUUCAUACCAGGCACUGCCGCCAUGGUACAGAGUUCCUUUUCCACACCAUCAGCAAAGGUCUUGUAUUACUGCCACCUACAGGAUGGCUUGCACAUUGCAACAGUCAAGUCCUGUGCCAAGAUGGCGGCGCACUGGGUAAACGUAUUCGAUAACACUUAACUUGAGUCAUGCUUAUGACAUAAAACUAUCAUAAGAGUGUCGUAACGCAGUCAUGCUUGUGUCAUAAACGUUAUGUCAAAGUCACAAACAUUUUAUGACUGUUGGCAUUCAAACAAUGUCAAAUUUUCAUGACCAUGAAAUGUUUGUCAUUGACAGACAUCAUGUUUAUGACUCGUCUAUGACUAUGUCACGACACUAUUUUGACACUGACACCAUGGGUGCAUUCCAAUAUGCGACCUUGCGUCCUCCACUUGUGCUUGUGUCCUCGCCCCGCCUCCUGGCCCCUCCUCCGUGGAGAAAACAAUAAAGUUUCCCAGCUGUCAGCAUAGCCACAACAACUUUUGGGGGACUGUUUUUCAUUCACCAUCCCAAUUGCAAAUGAGAAAAUAACUUUACAAUUGAGCUUUUGCAAGAUAUUGAUAUAUGAUGUUGUUGUCAGUGAUGUCAUCAUGACAUAUUACUUCCUGGUACGAGGCCAGAAGCACAAGUGGAGGAAGCAAGGUCGCAUAUUGGAACGCACCCCAUAUGACACCGGCGUCAAGUAAAGUGUCACCACAUAUUCUUUCCAAUAGACAGCGGUUUUCAAAUCGACAUCCAAGGUUCCAUGGGUGCAGAUCAAUUCUUGUCCUCCUGUCCUUCUCUCUGGCGUCAGUCCUCAUGACUCUAGACUCGAUGUCCUCAAUGAUCAAGGGUUUUUUGUGUCAUAAAUAUUUAGCAAAAAUAGAACUCAAAGGUCCAUUAUUUUAUUUUCAUUUGGGAUGUUGAAUUGGGGAAAGUCCCCAAAUAUUCGCCCUGCGCUGGUUCAUGGCGGGAAACCUCUUCUCCUCAGAGGUGGACCAACACUGAUGGGAGAGGCCUGGGGUCACAGGACUGGACAGGAGGAUAAAGGUUGACUUGCACCCCAUAUCUAUUGUACAGACCCCCAGGUCUGGUGGGUGGGUGUCCUGUCGGGUGUCUCUAAUUUCCCCACCAAAGAAUGGGAACAGUAUGGAUAAAUCAUGUGUGUGUGUGUGUCCGUUUGUGUGUGUGUGUUUAUUUUUAUUAUUAAUGCCACAUUUUUGCCGCAUUAUUAAUGGUCGUCCUGCAGUGAACAGGUUUUUAGUUGUUUUCUUAGCUUCUUUUUUUCCCACAGUGCACUGGGGCAUGUGGGAUUGUGGGAUAUUUAUGUUUAUGCUACAACAUGAAGUGCCAUGCUGAAACUGUACGACUUGUACUGAUGUGUUUAGGGCCAGCCCUAGACAUCAGGCUUGCAUGUACAGAACUGAAUAAAAUUCUUAACAUCA